Messenger RNA from Acanthopagrus latus (yellowfin seabream), 3386 nucleotides. It is a transcript of the gene dok3, whose product is annotated as docking protein 3. Gene Ontology annotation, cellular component: cytoplasm. Gene Ontology annotation, biological process: cell surface receptor protein tyrosine kinase signaling pathway; positive regulation of MAPK cascade. Bases 214 to 1716 code for a protein of 500 amino acids. NCBI's taxonomy places the organism in Eukaryota, Metazoa, Chordata, Actinopteri, Spariformes, Sparidae. The record is from RefSeq and is a predicted model, not a curated record. The transcript is spliced from 5 exons.
AACCUCAGUCUUUUGCAAUAGCUGAUCAGAGAUAUCCUGGCUUUAAGCCCAGUCAGACUUACACAAGUUCACAUCAGAAUGUUAGCUGGUGGUGACAUAAAGGAAACUAUAGCAGCAUUGUAAACCUAAUGUUAGCCUCCUGGGUAGUUACAUCUUGACCACAGAGAAACAGGUUGUGCUACACUGAAGGAUUUACAGACAAAGCACACAAGCAUGGACGUCAUCUUCAAGGAAGGGAUGCUGUACCUUCAGGGAGUCAAGUUUGGAAAAAGAUCAUGGCGGAAGAUGUGGGCAGUGCUUUUUAAACCCAGCCCCACAGGAGUUGGGCGCUUGGAGCUCUGCACCGUACUUGACAACAAUGCAGUCAUAGACCAGAUGAAGAUCAGUUGGCAGAAAACACCAGAGAGGAAAGUGGUGCGUCUCCGGGACUGCCUCAGUGCCGAUCCUGCUCCAAAGGAGUCCUGCCCUGCUGGGUGCACAGCUUUCUACCUAAACACCGUUCAGUGCAACUACACCCUGGCCUCCACAGCCAGCCAGGACUGGCUGAAAGCCCUCUGUGUUCUAGCCUUCCAGAAGGAUCCUGGAGAAUCAGACAAAGGGGGUUUCGAGAGAGGAAAUGGCUUGACAAUGGAGGACAAUGAACUUUACUCGUCCUGGAAAACAGAUCGGAAGCCUCCUCCGAACCAGUACCAAGUUACUAUCCAGAGCACUGAAGCGUCCAGGAGGUGCCAGCUGUCUGGACAGUAUCUAGUCAGGCCAGAAAAACAGGCUCUGACACUGCUGGACAUCAACACUGGCCACACCAUCUACUGCUGGCCAUACAUGCUGUUACGCAAAUUUGGACAGGUAGAGGGUGGAUUCAGCAUCGAAGCAGGCCGACGCUGUGACUCAGGAGAAGGCGUGUUCAUCUUCCUGUCCAGGCAUGGUCCGCAGAUCUUCCAGACAAUAUUAAAUGAGUGCUCUGUGAAGAAAAGUGCAUCCAUCCAGCCCGCCGGCAUCCAGAGAUCAGCCAUCGCCCUGCCGCCUGUCAACUUCCCAACCACAAGCAACCAGCCCACCGUUCCUCCUGUCAGUAAUCCAGCAUACGUUUCUGUGAAGACAGACCACGAGUCUGCCUGCCACUACUCUACUAUUGAGGACAUCUCUCGACUAAACCUGAAGCAGCCACCUCUAGGUAAACCAUAUCUCUCUGACAGCAAGGAGGCUGUGGGAGAGGAAGAAGAGGAUGAGAGGUAUCACUCCCUGGACGACAGCCUUUAUUCCAAUGUAAAGAGAGCCACCCCUCCUACUACCAGAAAAGAUCAGUCCAAACCGAGCAUAGACAUAGAGUGCAUCUAUGCUGAUGUGAAAAUACACGAUUCUACCUUAAAUCCCCAGCUGCAGCACUCCUCACCAUCACCCACCCUAUACUGUUCCGGUGUUUCCCAGCCUCCUCCCUGCCCAAUUCCUCAAGCUGCUCCCCUCACCCCACCCAGGGCCCGGUACCAGCGUCAGCCCCCUGCGAAUAACUACAUCCAGCCAGGGUACAAUGCGCAGGCACAGGCAGUGGAUGACAUGAAAGAGAUGGAGGAGGCCAUCAGCUCCUCAUGCAAUACUCCCCCCUCUGAGGCCCCUGGCAGUUUUAAACACAGGCUGGCAGAAAUCAUUUCCAAGGACCUGGCAAAGUUCCAGCCACUUCCUCCCUCCGGAGCGGCCAGCCCCACAUUUUCUCAGUAGGCUAUUAGUUAACAGACAGUUUUACCCGUGAUAGACUGUCAUAAAGCUUAAUUAGUUUCUUUAUUUCUUUGAGAUCCCUCAUCUGGGAACAUUAGGCAUCAGGUCUUGGCUUGCAGUUGUUUGUUCUUAUCUGCAGCGACAGAAAGUAGAUUUACUGAAGUAUGACGUUGAGGUACCGGUACUUUACUUUUUGUGUUUUGUUUCCAUUUUGUGUUACUUUAUAUUUGUACAUACUCCAGUACACCCCAGAGGCAAAUUUUGUUCUCUUUGGUCCACAGCAAUUAUUUUGACAGUUCAAACUACUUUGCAGAGUCAGAUUAUUAAAAACAAAAUGUAAUCGACCAGAAUAUGAUGAUGUAUUGUUAUGGAUUAAGCCACCCAGCAGUCGCAAAAGUAGUUUAAAUAAGCUCUCGUCUACCAGCUGUAACACUCCUUUUUUCACCUUUACUUUUGGUAUUUUCAGUAUAUUUUGAUGCGAAUAAUGUUGUCCUUUUACUUGAAGAUAGUUUCACCCAAAACAUUUUUUUUUGUCAUUAUCUACUUGACCCCAUGCCGAUGGAACAUUGGGUGAAUGUCGUAGGCCAGAAAACAUUUCUGGAGCUCUAUAGCAAAACAGCGCUGGAGCAUUCUGCUCUUCAACUGAAGUAGAUGUGGAGUUGAUGGGGACAGGUGUCUGGGGAUCCCUUAUUGAUUUGAAGAGACAAUAUCUCCACCCUUGAUGUUGGUGCUGAGCUCAUGCACCUACUGACAACGGGGUGCGUGCUAAGACCUUUAGAUUGGCAGCUGCAGUAAUGAUUUCAACUUCAAACAGGUCUGAAUAAAUUAUUUUUUUAAAAAGUUAUAAUAUUAGGUAUUUUAGAGACUCUAUUUUUUAGAGGUUUAUACUUGAUGAUCUGUAUGGAGCCAUUUUAUGUUUAUUUUCAGUUGAUUUUUUACAUUUCAGGAGUUAGUGUUUAGGAGAAUGCUACUACGCUGUUUUGCCGUAAAGCUCCAGAAAUGUUUUGUGGACAACAAAGGUCUACCGACUUGAGCAAAAGAAGAUAAUGGCUGAAUUUUAUUUAUUUUUUUUUUGCUGAACUUAUCCAUUAAAGGUCCAAUUAGCACAUUAAAUGAUCAAACACAGAUACUUUUGGAAUGUGGGUCAGGUCGGCCGCCAUCCGAAAGCAUCAGCAAUUGGCGAGCUGGGAAUUCUUACAAACUGGAUCUUUAAGAAAAACUCUGAAUGCAAUUUUGACCUGACAGAGUAUUUCUUUACUUACUGUCAUUACUACUUUACUACUACUUCACUUCGCUAAAAAGCUGUUCUUCUUUAAAGCUUUUAACAGUACUUCUUCCACUACCGUCUGUGGCAUCUGUACAUUGCGUGUGUGUCUAUAUAUCUGGAUGUUGGCUCGUUUGAGAAUAUGUCCUGCAGUGUGAGCUGAAUGCAGACCUGGCUGUUUCAUUAUAAAUAGCUUUGUUACAUCAAAUGAAAUAUACACAUAUCUUGGAGUUGCUUCCCCCAGUUUAUGUGUUUGCUUCUAAAUCAUUUAUAAGUGAAUAAAGUAAAUCCCUUGUAAAUCAAAUGUUUACUGCCCGUAAACACCAGGAACCAUUGUUGUUUUUAUUGGUCUGAAUACUGCCCUUUUGGAAAUGGAUGCUUCAGUCUGCUCCAUGUGCAGGAAGCACUG